AUGUCAUCAAGAAUUCGCAUCAUCGGCUCUUUGAAUGUCGACAUGGUGACGGUGACUGCGCGUUUCCCCGACCCGGGAGAAACGCUCACCGCAACAUCCUUCGCAACCAGCGCGGGCGGUAAAGGCGCCAACCAGGCCGUUGCCUGCGGCCGUCUUUCUCGCCCAAGGCCUGGAUCGGCCUCGCAUGCAGGUAUCCAACAUGAAGCUUUUCACGUUGAAAUGGUCGGUGCCGUCGGCCGUCUGGAUACACAUUUCUCAACGCUCAUGCAGCCGACCCUGGAAUAUUCCGGAGUAGACAUUUCGCGGAUCCGCCAGGUGGACGAUGCACACACCGGCAUUGCUGUCAUCAUCGUGGACAGCUCUGCCGGCGGUGAGAACCGUAUUCUCUUGUCGCCUGGAGCGAACUAUGCAGGCAUGCAGCCCACGGUGGAUGUCUUGGAUUUGGCGAUGUCGACACCGCUCCCGGAUUUGUUGGUAGUGCAAGCGGAGAUACCACUGGAGACUGUGAUAGAGGUGAUCAGGAGAGUCGGUCAGACAAAGGUGCAACUACAAGCCGACGGCCGUCGUGGUGUGGAGGGUGAUAUCGAAGUUGUCUUCAACCCGGCGCCGGCCCCUGAGGGCGGGCUCUCCGAAGACGUAUAUGCGGCAAUUGACCAUUUGAUUAUGAACGAAACGGAAUGUGAGAUCAUGGCGCCCCAGGAGCUGAGGAACAUUGGCAAUGUGGAAGAACGCCGGACGGAAAUCGCCAAGUAUUUCCAUCGUCUCGGGGUGCGAUAUGUCAUCGUCACCCUCGGCGCCCAAGGAGUGUGGUAUAGUGCCGCAGAUGUGGGAUCUUCGGCGCAGAAAGAUCCCCAGACAUGGCUUCGACAUGUUAAUCACGUCCCUGCUGCGAAGGUUGACAGGGUCGUGGAUACUACGGGGGCUGGAGACACGUUUGUGGGCGGCUACGCUGUGCAAAUUGCUCGAUGGAGAGAGCAGAGACGGGCAUCUGGGAAAGGCACAGACGAUCUUACGGAGACGGAGCGGCGCGAACGGUAUCACACAGGCAUCGAGGCGGCUAUUCAAUGGGCAGUUUUGGCCUCGGCACGAUGCGUCCAGCAACCUGGAGCUAUGAAUAGCAUUCCGUGGGGCAAUGAAAUUGAGAUGUAA
Molecule: messenger RNA, 1149 nt
Organism: Ophidiomyces ophidiicola
Lineage: Eukaryota; Fungi; Ascomycota; Eurotiomycetes; Onygenales; Onygenaceae
Gene: RBK1
Product: putative ribokinase
Exons: 1
Coding region: 1-1149 (382 amino acids)
Biological process (GO): D-ribose metabolic process
Molecular function (GO): ribokinase activity
Source: RefSeq, a predicted model, not a curated record